AGAAAUCAAUGGAAAAAUUAAGCAAUAAAUAAACAAAAUGUUGACAAGAGUUAAAAAACUCACAAAUAAGUUGAAAUGGAUUUGCGGAGAAAUGAAUAUGAAAUAAAAAAUAUCAAUAUGGCAUCUAUUAUCAACUCUAUUAUAAGAUAUUUAGAACUGGCAGCUUAACACAAUUAGUCUAGAGUGGUUAAGAGGAACUUUAGACAAGCUCAUAGAUAAUCAUUUAAAAGUAUUAUAGGGAAGCGAAAAUGAGUUAAGGAUGUAAUUGUAUAACUAUUAGUCAUGGCUAAAUCGAAGAACUAGAUUUCAAAAAAUAUUGCAUUCCUCUUUAGUCAUCAAUGGAAGUUAUUUCCAAUUCUUAGUGUUCUUGGUAGCUAUGAGCAUUUGGCUUUGGAACAUAUAGAGAUUUGAUCCUAAAGAACCUAUGGAUGGAACGAAUCAUAGCAAUGAUAACAGUUAGAAGUUGUAAGUAAUUAAUAGAAGUUGAAAUUAAGAAAAUAGAAAAGUUGAAGUUUGUG
Messenger RNA from Paramecium octaurelia, 518 nucleotides. Lineage: Eukaryota; Ciliophora; Oligohymenophorea; Peniculida; Parameciidae. The record is from the annotation of a GenBank genome assembly.